AUGGCUCGGAGAACUUUAUUACCUAUUGCUGGAGCGUUUUUAGGGCUUGCUUCUUAUUAUUCACUAGAGAAAAAAGACCCAAUAUUUUCAUUUUGAAGACAUAGACAUCAUAAUCAAUCAAAUUCUACAGAGCCAGUAUUUCUAGAAGGAUUUAGGAACUGAAAAUCGGUCACUUUUGUGGAAGCAAAAGAGUUAUCUCCAGACUCAAAAAUGUUUAUUUUCAGCUUAGGUGACCCUAAUUUACAGCUAGGUCUGCCAUUAGGCCAUUGCAUUGGUUUUAGAGCUAAAAUUCCAACUAAAAAGCAUCCAGAAGGCGAAAUAAUAAUGCGAGCCUAUACCCCAACAUCUAAAAUUGACCAAAGAGGAACAAUAGAAGUCCCAAUAAAAAUUUACUAUAAAAACGUCCAUCCAAACUUCCCAGAUGGUGGCUUAAUGACCCAGUACUUGGACACUCUGAAACCAGGAGACUUAUUAGAUAUUUGUGGACCGAAAGGAAAAUUAACGUAUUUUGGUGAUGGAAAUAUGGAUAUUAAAGGAAAAAAUUAUAAAAUAAAAAAUCUUGGUUUUGUUGCAGGCGGAUCUGGAAUUACACCUUGUUUUCAGCUGAUUCAGUAUAUUAUUGAUAAUAGUGAAGAUAUCAGGUUGUCAUUGAUUUAUGCAAAUCGUACAGAAAAUGAUAUUCUUCUUAGAGACAAGCUAGAUGAGUAUGUAAAAACAGGGAAAUUAAAGGCUUAUUAUACUCUUGAUACUCCUUCAGAGACAUGGGAAUAUGGAAAAGGAUUUGUUACUCAAGAAAUGUUACAAAAACAUUUGCCAGGUCCUUCAGAAGAUACUCUAAUUUGUUUUUGUGGUCCUAAGCCUAUGAAUAAAAUGCUUAUAAAUCAUCUGCAAGAACUGGGUCACUCCAGUAGCCAUUUCUUUAAGUUUUAA
Messenger RNA from Blepharisma stoltei, 930 nucleotides. NCBI's taxonomy places the organism in Eukaryota, Ciliophora, Heterotrichea, Heterotrichida, Blepharismidae. The record is from the annotation of a GenBank genome assembly.